GGCCUGUUUCCUGAGCAUCACCACCACGCAUUCAUCGCGGCGCCCUCCUAGGGGCGUUGUAUCUCCCUUUCGGAGAUUAAUCCUCAUUUCGACUGGGAACGCCAUCCUCGUAGCCUGCACUCCAUGGCACCCAAAGGCUCCUCGAAACGCAAACGUUCGGUCAACGACACAACCCACUCCGAUCAAGUAACCGUCACAUUAAUUAUCGGCCCCGAUGCCACGCCCUUCGACAUACACCGCGAGCUACUAUGUAAGCGGUCCGAGUUCUUCCGGGGCGCGUUCAAAGGCGGAUUUAGGGAAGCUGGGGAGCGGAGCAUGGUAUUGGAUGACGUGUCCGUAUUCUUGAUGCGGCAAUUCAUGCGGUGGAUAUACAACGGCGCUUUUCCCUUUACCGCCACCAUCGAAGAUGGAAGGAACGACGACGUCCAUGCCAUUCUAGACCCAGACGAGCUGCUGGACCUCUACAUUUUUGGUGAUCGUUACGAUCUCCCUACUUUACGUGGUGAUAGCCUCGCUAUGAUACAGGAAGCUUUCCAUGAAGAGGACGAUGAUUCUGAAGAAGAGUUUAGCGAUGAUGGAGAGGAAUACAGUGACGUCGAUGAGGAGAGCGCUGACGACGAAGAGGAGAGCGGUAGUGACGAAGAGGAGAGCAGUGAUGACGAAGAGGAAAGCGGCGAUGUCGAAGAGGAGAACAAUGACGAAGAAGAUGACCUCUCUGUCCCCCUAGAAUUCGUCGUACGUGCAUAUGAGAAUCUCCCGCAUUCUUCAGCCAUGUGCAAAUGGCUAGCGUGGCACAUGUCCAAGACUUGGCAGCCGGGCGACCUCCACCCAGAUGAAUUUGACACCCUGUCUCACCUGCCGCAUGCUUUCAUCCUUGCUGUGGCAAUCUACAGUCGGCAGCGAAUGGAACGAGCAAUAGAGGAUGGUGUGGAAGUUAACGAUAUGGCGCUACUGUUAGAAGAAGGAGACGAGCUGACUUGCCAGCUUCAUGAGCAUACUUUGACUGGCCAAUGUGUAGACGUCGCGGAUCAGUCGGUAUUAAGAAAGAACUUUCGGAAGCUUGAUGUUCUGAGCGGAUGAUCUCUUGAGGCAUAGUCGCCUUCCGCCUAAGAUUAUUAGACGCCGUGGUUCAGGAUUGUCCUAUCCGUCGUUAGCUUUUCUUGUUAACCUGCAUGUUCUCUUCUUUCUUGAUACCUACCAUGGCACUGCACAGAACAGGGAAGAACGUUGGAUGUGCAGAACCCAAAAGAUUGUUGAAGUCUAACACCUCGAACAAUGAGAUGGAACAGGCUACAAGGAUUCACUUAUAGAACAGAUCGUGGCGAAAGGACGGACCAAUUACUUGAAAGCUAUAUUAGUUUGUCAUAAGCCUUCUUGAGAGGGUACGCGGUUCUUUAUUUGAUAGAAGAAUCUGGAAAGGAAACUUAGCGUGAACGCUGGUCUCCCAGAAUCACCUCAAUCUCAGUGCGUUCAAGGGGCAAGAUAUAUUAGAUGCUGAUUUGUGUACGUG
Mytilinidion resinicola is the source of this 1510-nucleotide messenger RNA. RefSeq lists its product as uncharacterized. Gene Ontology annotation, molecular function: protein binding. The record is from RefSeq and is a predicted model, not a curated record. The transcript has a single exon. NCBI's taxonomy places the organism in Eukaryota, Fungi, Ascomycota, Dothideomycetes, Mytilinidiales, Mytilinidiaceae. The coding region runs from base 124 to 1080 and encodes 318 amino acids.